Molecule: messenger RNA, 2535 nt
Organism: Entrophospora candida
Lineage: Eukaryota; Fungi; Glomeromycota; Glomeromycetes; Entrophosporales; Entrophosporaceae
Source: the annotation of a GenBank genome assembly
AUGAAUAAUUACCAAUUUACUGAUAAAGUAGAAAAAACAAUUUCUACAGCAGUUAAUUUAGCCCGUGAAUAUGCACAUGUACAAAUAGCACCAGCACAUUUAGCAUGUGCAAUGUUGGAUGAGAAAGAGGGAGAAUCAUUAUUUAAAAAUUUAGUUAAUAAAGCAGGCGGUGAUGCUGUAAUAGUAGAAAGGAAUUUCAAAAAGUUACUUGUACGACAACCAACACAAGAUCCACCACCAGAUGAUAUAGCACUUAAUCCUCAAGCACACAAAGUUUUAAGAGCUGCUCAUAAUAUACAGCAACGUCAGAAAGAUAGUUUCAUUUCACAAGAUCACUUAAUAUUGGGGUUGUAUGAAGAUUCCCAGUCUAAACAGGUUUUGGUGGAUUCAGGCGUAUCGCAAAAAGCUUUAGAACAUGCAAUUUCACAAGUUAGAGGAAAUCGAAGGGUAGAAACUAAAAGUGCAGAUGAGAAUUACGAAGCAUUAAAUAAAUAUGCAAUUGAUUUAGUAGGAUUAGCAAAAUCAGGAAAACUUGAUCCAGUUAUUGGUAGAGAUGAUGAGAUACGUGUUGGUAAAACUGCCAUAGUAGAAGGUCUUGCUCAACGAAUUGUGAGAAAAGAUGUUCCAAGGUCAUUAGAAGCUAAGCUAUAUUCUUUAGAUAUGGGUGCACUUAUUGCUGGUGCAAAGUAUCGAGGUGAAUUUGAGGAAAGAUUAAAAUCAAUAUUGAAAGAAAUCAAAGAAUCGGAAGAAGGAAUUAUAUUAUUUAUAGAUGAGAUUCAUUUGGUGUUGGGAGCUGGUAAAACUGAAGGAUCAAUGGACGCGGCCAAUUUACUCAAGCCUAUGUUAGCGCGUGGUGAACUACGUUGUAUUGGUGCAACAACAUUAGACGAGUAUAAAAAAUAUGUGGAAAAAGAUGCAGCAUUUGAACGACGUUUUCAACAAUUGAUGGUUGGUGAACCAUCAGUAUUGGACACGGUUAGCAUAUUACGUGGAUUGAAAGAACGAUAUGAAAAUCACCAUGGUGUUAAGAUAACAGAUGGGGCACUUGUGGCAGCAGCACAAUUAUCAUCCAGAUACAUUACAAAUAGGUUUUUACCUGAUAAAGCAAUUGAUUUGAUGGAUGAGGCAUGUGCGAACACCAGAGUUCAAUUGGAUUCACGGCCUGAAGUAAUAGAUCAGCUGGAUAGGCGACAUUUACAACUUGAGGUGGAGGCAGCAGCAUUGUCGAAAGAAAAAGAUGAGCCAAGUAAAGAACGGUUAAAGAAAGUUAAGGAAGAAAUGGCCAGUAUACAAGAACAAUUGCGACCACUUAAAGCAAGAUACGAGCAUGAUAAAAGUCUACUGGAUGAGAUUAGAACACUCAAACAAAAAUUAGAUGAGUUAAAGGCCAAGGCAGAGGAUGCCGAACUUCGAGCAGAUAUUGACUUAUUGGCUGAUUUAAAAUAUUAUGCUAUACCAGAGGUUGAACAACGUAUUCAAAGUUUACAAUCACAAAAGACCAUACAAGAGCAGAAUAUGACGAAUGGUGCAGAUGGUUCAACUGAUAAUACAUUGUUAACAGAUACGGUGGGACCUGAACAAAUUAUGGAUGUGGUGUCUAGAUGGACUGGAAUACCUGUGACCAGAUUGUCAAAGACGCAAGCUGAGCGACUGCUUGACUUGGCCAAUUCAUUGAAAAAACGAGUAGUUGGGCAAGAUGAAGCAGUCCAGACCAUCACUGAUGCCAUAUUACGUAGCAGAGCAGGAUUAGCAAGAGAGAAUCAACCAUUAGGAUCAUUUCUGUUCUUGGGGCCCACUGGUGUUGGUAAAACCGAACUUAGAGCGCCCCCAGGAUAUGUUGGGUAUGAUGAAGGAGGACAAUUGACAGAAUCGGUUAGGAGACGACCUUAUAGUAUAAUAUUAUUUGAUGAGGUGGAAAAAGCGCAUCCGCAAGUAACGAAUAUAUUAUUGCAAGUAUUGGAUGAUGGAAGAUUGACAGAUGGAAAAGGUCGACAUGUGGAUUUUAGUAAUACAGUUAUAAUAUUAACAAGUAAUUUAGGAUAUUAUCAUCUUCAAGGAUUGACAUCAGACGAAAUAGAUGAUACGGUGAGAGAGGCAGUGAUGAAUGAUGUUAGAAGACAUUUUAGACCAGAAUUUUUAAAUAGAUUAGACGAUAUUCUAAUAUUUAGACCGCUUGGCCGAAAACACCUUUACAAGAUCGUGCAAGUUCAAUUAGAUAGACUUAAUAAGAAACUAGAUGAGAGAAGUAUUGUGUUGAAGGUGGAUAAUAAGGCAAUGGAUUGGUUGGCAGAAAGCGGAUAUGAUGUGGUUUAUGGAGCAAGACCAUUAAAUCGAUUAAUUAAGAAUAAAAUAUUGAAUCCAUUGAGCAGACUUUUAAUUGGAGUGAGAAAUGGUGAAGCGGUGUUUGUAACAACAAAGUCAGAUGAUAGUGAUUUGGUGAUAACAAGGAAUCACGAGCAAGGUGAUUAUAAUGACACAGAAAUGAUGGCUGACGAGGACGAGGACGAAGAGAGUAAUCAAAUUGAUAUAGAUUAA